AUGGAUCUUAAUUGUCCUUUUAAAAUCCUAAUCGAGUAUGUAGUAGAUAAAGAAGUAAGUGUUUCUACAAGUGACUGGAUAGCACUCUUUCCUUUCGGGUGCAGUUUGUCGAGUUCCAUAAAUCUUGAUUUGAUGACCACUUUUGAAUUCGCAUCCUGUGUUCCUACAAGCACAUCCGAAAGGUGUUUCAGAAUCCUGUUUAGUUUAAAAGGGGCGAAAAACUUAAAUUAUGGCAAUAAGUAUAAUUUUGUUUACAUAAGUAGACACACUGAAGUUUAUGGCAUAAGUAAAGCCUUUGAAUUCUGCCCCCCUAUGAAAAUAAUCCCCGAAAGAAAUAACAUCAGCGAAGAGAGUGAUGACUCAAGUAAGGAAAACUUUGAUAACAACACUAGGCCUAAAUCAAAUGUAAAAUUAAACAUACCAAAACGUCCAACGCUGAAAUCUGUAAACGAAGAAACUGAAAACGUCUCUCAAAACUCGAACCGUAGCGACUCUAGGCCCAAUCAAAGCGGCAAUAGGUUCAUUGAAACAUUUAAUAAAAACAAACAGAUUUUCGUUCAGAAAGAAAUGGAGUCUGAAAGUAAUAAACUUAAUGGCAUUCAACAUCCACCACCUCCAAUAUCGUGUUCCAACUGUCAUCGCGUGGCGAGUUUGCUGAAAGUCCAAGAGGAACUUUACCUGAAAGUUAAAUACCUUGCAGAAGUGAAUAAGGAUCUUCAGGAUAAAAUUAGCCUUCUACAACAACAGCUGGAACUGAAACAGGCGGCAUGCCGAAAACUAUCUUUAACAUUAACAAGAGAUUGGCAAGCCAGGAUGUUCAGCCAGAACAACGUAGCCUUCGAUUCGUCCCAACAGUAUCAAAUCAUGGUACUAGAGCCAUUAGUCACAUAUGUGGUGCCUUCAAGAUACCCUUAUCUGGACAGACCUUGUGAAAAGGGAACUAAAUCUGGAUACUCGAUAAGACUCAAAGCGAUAAUUGGCAACCAGGAGAAGAAGAUUCUAAGAUUAACUAAGGAAAUUGAAGAGCUUAAGUUGAAAGACACUGAAAGAUACGUGGUUGUUAGAGAAGUCAAUGAAGAUGAGAUUCACCCAGAGUUACCUGCACCUCAAUCAACAAAUACGAAAAUUGGAAAGGUUGAAGUUAAAGAAGAAGCAUCGGAGUCUGAUGGCGUAACGGAGUGA
Molecule: messenger RNA, 1182 nt
Organism: Macrosteles quadrilineatus (aster leafhopper)
Lineage: Eukaryota; Metazoa; Arthropoda; Insecta; Hemiptera; Cicadellidae
Exons: 1
Coding region: 1-1182 (393 amino acids)
Source: RefSeq, a predicted model, not a curated record